GGUGGCACGCGCUGAUGACGUGCCGAGACGUCUUAGGUUUUUUGCGUUUCGGUGGAAAGUGUGUUAUCUUGACUUGACUGGAGCGCUGGUAAUAUUAUUUAUAAAUUCUGAAAACAGCGUCACGACCGGCUGGGAAGGACUCGAAACUUCAUACGGUUUAGCGAGGAAAUAAAAAAAAAAGUAGUCUUUCUGUGGCGACUCGAUCCCGAAAAGGAAAGGCGGAGGGGACUGGAACCCCCAGUGUAGAAACGUGGUUGGAUUUGGACACGCGCUGAAGGUGGGCUCUCCACGCGUCGUGGGUGUGGAUCAACAUGAUCACAAAAGGAUCCGUUGUAGGUAGAGUUUUCAGAAGGACAGACACACUCCACACUGAUGUUUGUCAGCCUCCAGCCCUGUUGAACUGCCCUCUUUUUUAACUUGUGAAGGGAAGCCUUGAGGUGAAACGUGGAAAACUCAGUUUUCUGGAGCGAAGGAGCAGCUCAAGUGAAUCACUUUUUCCAUGAACACCCUGCUGCACAGGGAAUGUCCCACGUUGGAGAGGAAGGGGGGUCGCUAAUACUGGGACUUCUCCAGAGGUUUUGGUGAACAUUUUCAGGUUUCUCAGGCUUUUCUCAAGGAGAGUAUGACCCACACAGACCUUUGAAGAGCUGCAGGUCUCGCUGGGAUUUUACAAAAUGAGAGAUUUGCAAACAUUCUGAGCGCCUGACACAUGAAGAGUAACUUCACAGUAGAUUGAGAUGAUUCCUCCUUAAGGAAUGGAGUGAUUUCUCUCAAUCCAACAUUUAUCCCCCUUUGGAACAUGAACAUUGGUCCCCAGCUGGACGGGUUUAGUUUGACUCUGGAAAAGUGAGUUUUUCAGGGACUCUCAUGGACCUCCAAGUGGUCUGUGGGCUCUUCUACUGCUUUUUUCUGCCCAUCUCUCUUUUAGCAGCCUGCCUGUUUCGUCACAAUGCUUUGUCCCUAGUCUACCUUCUGUAUCUUCUGCUACUGCCAUGGUUCCUGUGGCCCAGCAAGCACACACUGCAUGGCCACACAGGCCGUUUCACCAAAGCCUUGCUUGGCACCAGCAUAGUCUUCCUGCUAGCUCACCUGACCUUCCAAAUCUGCCUGCACACCAUCCCAGCAUUGGACGAGACGCUGGGACACAACUGCAGCUCAUGGGAGACAUUAUCAUGGCAUGUUGGAGUAUCCAGGUUACCCCUGGAGCAGCCCUGGACAGUGGUACGGCUUUUGGCCCCUGAUCUGGGCAUCUUCAUUGUGUCCCUGGUCACUGUGCUGAUAGGCAAAAGGUUGCUGAAGAGGAGGAACAUUAGGCCUGGAGGUACAGAGGUCUUACAGCAGAGGGAUGAAGGUACAGAAGAUGAUGAGGGGGAUGAGGCAGAUGAGGAAGGAGAUGAAUGCCAGCCAUCUUCCAGUGAGCCAGAGGAGGAGGCAUCUCCUGCAACACGCACGGCUCUCCUGGCGGCCCGUUUCCGUGCCACAGCUCAGAGGUUCCUUCGAGACCUGGGCAGGAUCCUCAUUGUUACAUUCCUGGCACUGGCUGGAAUCACCCUUCCUUCGGCCUUCUCUGCAUUCUACUACCUGCUGUUCAUUGGCAUCUGCACCUGGUGGGCCUGCCACUUCCCUAUGAACCGCCUGGGUUUCAGUGCCUUGUGUGUCAUGGUUGGCUUUUUCACAGCAGGUCACCUGGUCUGCCUGUACCUGUAUCAGAGCUCUUAUGCCCAGGGCCUCAUCCCCCCAGCCAGCCUGUGGGCCAGACUCUUUGGCCUAAAAGUUAUCCUUAUGCCAAGUAAUUGCUCCUCCACCUCCUAUGACCUCAUUGUGAACACAGAACAUAACUGGCCUGUGUAUGCCAACCCUGGGAUCUUGCUACUUCUGUACAUCACUAUGGCAACAGUGCUUAAAAUGGGAAGUCUUUUGUCUUCUGAAGAGCAGGAAGAGACAAUGCAGACAAGCAGUGUGAGGAUGGAGGGUGGAGGGGAGCAAGUGGAGCUCAGAUCAUGGGGAUCAAGAAAGGCAAGUGAAGAUGACACUAAGGAAAUGCUGCUAACUGCUAGUGAGCCACCAGGUUGUGAGUCUGAGAGUGCCAGAGGUCAAGUAAUUAACGGUUCUAGUCACCAGGAUCUAGGCCUUGGUGGUACCCCCAGUGGGCUUGACAGAGACAACCCCCUUCACAUAGUCGGUCGAAUGAUUAUGCAGCAGAGCUAUGUGUGUGCUCUCAUUGCAAUGAUGGUUUGGAGUAUCACCUACCACAGCUGGCUAACCUUUGUGCUGCUGCUGUGGGCAUGCUUAAUCUGGAUGGUGCGGGCUCGCCGCCACUUUGCCACACUCUGCUCGCCCUUCAUUCUGCUCUAUGGCCUGUCACUCUGCAGCCUACAGUAUGUCUGGGCCAUGGACCUGGAGCAAGAGUUGCCCCAGAACCUGGGCACAAUGAGCCUGAGGCAGCUGGGCCUGGACCGAGCCCCUUACCCAUGCCUGCGCCUAGGGGCUAUGCUGCUCUACACUUUGACCUUCUGGUUGCUGCUGCGACAGUCGGUUAAGGACAGUUUUAGCAGGAAGAAAAUUUUGGCAACACCACUGCAGGAAGUAACUACAGGAGAGAGAGCUGGGCGGAAUGAAUCCGUUCUGAAGGUGCUGGGUGAGGUGGUCAUGAGCUGCUAUGCCAAGUACUGGAUCUAUGUGUGUGGUGGCAUGUUCAUCACGGUCAGCUUCGCUGGCAAGCUGGUCGGCUACAAGAUUGUCUACAUGCUCCUCUUCCUGCUCUGUCUUUGCCUCUACCAGGUAUACUACUCUCUGUGGCGGAGACUGCUCAAGGUUUUCUGGUGGCUAGUGGUGGCUUACACCAUGUUGGUCCUCAUUGCCAUCUAUACUUUCCAAUUUGAGGAUUUCCCCAACUACUGGAAGAAUUUUACCGGUUUUACAAAAGAACAGUUAGCAGUCAUUGGCCUGGAAACAUUCCAGCUCUCAGAGCUGUUCACAAGCAUAGUCAUCCCAGGGUUCUUCCUGCUGGCCUGCAUUCUCCAGCUGCACUACUUUCACCGGCCCUUUAUGAAGAUCACUGAUCUGGAGCAUGUCACACCAAUCCACAGAAAGAAAGCUGGCCAGAGAGCAGAAGUCCCACAGGCUGCAGAAAGAACAGUAUACGAAGGAGAAAAUCAGCAGACGGAACUUUUGGGUAAUGAAUCAGAAGAUGAAGAAAUUAUGCCCAGCAAGUGGGGCUUGGUCAUGGACCGGCUGGUGGUGCUCUUCAGGAAAUUCUCUGACAACCUGACCCGUGUGCAAGUGUUCAUCUGGAGGGUCCUGGAACUGCAUAUCCUCAAAAUUGUUGCCUUCUUUGUCAUCUGUGUGGCACUUCUGGAGCCUUCAGUGAUGAACCUGGUUCUAGUGGUGUUGUGGACAUUUGCUAUGCCAUACUCCCGCUUCCGUCACAUGGCCUCCUGUCUAUCCACCAUCUGGGUCUGCAUCAUCAUCGUCUGCAAAAUGCUUUACCAGCUUAGUGUGGUCACCCCUUAUGAAUACUCCAGCAACUGCACCAUGCCUUUUGACAACGAGACCAACAUGGAAAUCGAAGAGCUGCAGAACUCCACCCUCUACAAGGCCCCCGUGGACCCAGCCAACUGGUUCGGGUUCAGGAAGGAUGCAACAGCCUUGGGGUACAGCAAGAACCAUCUCCUGGUGUUGAUGCUGCUGGUGUUUGAAGCCACAGUGUAUCGCCACCAGACACAUCAUUAUCGGCAGCACCAGUGCUCCCCACCUUCUAUCCCUAUUCUCUUCCCCAAUGCCAAUCGGGAUGACCUUGACCAGGACCUGUUGACCUGCUUCAAGUACCUGCUGAACUACAGCUUUUACAAGUUUGGCCUGGAGAUUUGCUUCCUGGUGACAGUGAAUGUGAUUGGCCAGCGGAUGAACUUCCUGGUCAUAAUUCACGGCUGCUGGCUGGUGGUAAUACUGACCCGACGGCAGCGGGCAGCUAUUGCAAGGAUCUGGCCCAAAUAUUGUCUCUUUCUGGUGUUUUUCACAAUCUACCAGUACAUCUUGUGUGUGGGAAUCCCUCCAGCUUUGUGUAUAGACUACCCCUGGAGGUGGAAAUCCUCCAUCACCAUCAACUCUGCCCUGAUCAAGUGGAUCUACCUGCCAGACUUCUACACCAUCCCAAACUCCAGGAACCUCAUUGCUGACUUCCUCCUGCUGAUCUGUGCCUCGCAACAGUGGAAGGUAUUCGAGGAGGAAAAGAAGGAGGAGUGGAUGGUGCUGGGUGGGGACAAUACGGAUAAAUACGACCCUAUGAAGGACAGGCCUGUGAACCCUGUGCCUAACUUCAUAAAUUGCAGGUGUUACCUAGACAUGGUCAAGGUGCUGGUUUUCCGCCACAUGUUGUGGUUUGUGUUAGCAGUGGUUUUUGUCACCGGGGCCACACGAAUCAGUGUCUUUGGCCUGGGCUACCUGCUGGCAUGCUUCUACUUCCUGCUGUUUGGGACCGAGUUGCUAAUCAAGCCUCCCCGGACCCGGCUAGUGCUAUGGGACUGCCUGAUUAUGUACAACGUGGCUGUCAUCUUGGCCAAGAACGUGCUGUCAAUCUUGGCAUGUGUGUUUGUGGAGUACCUGCAGACCAACUUCUGCUGGGUGAUACAGCUCUUCAGCCUAGCAUGUACUGUCAAAGGCUACUAUAACCCCAAGGUGGUAAGUGACCAAGAUUGUGUACUACCUGUGGAGGAGGCUGGGAUCAUCUGGGACAGCAUCUGCUUCUUCUUCCUCCUGCUUCAGAGAAGAGUAUUCCUCAGUUUCUACUUCCUACACGUGACGGCAGAUCUGCAGGCCUCUGCACGACAGGCCUCCCGGGGCUUUGAGCUGUUUAGGGCCAGCAUCAUAAAGAACAUGAGAUUCCAUGAGCAAGCUGAACAGAGGUCUCUCCGACAGCUCAAGAGAUCAAUGGAGCGAAUCCGGGCCAAACAGCAGAAAUACAAGGAGGGACGUCAUUCUUCAAAGACCACAGUGGGGGAGGAAUUGGACCCAGGGGAGGAGAGUAAGUCCCCGAAACAGAAAAAAAGGUGGUGGCGUCCAUGGCUCGACCAUGCGACAGUGUUGCAUUCUGGGGAGUAUUACCUUUUUGAGUCAGACAGUGAGGAAGAGGAAGAGACAUUGCCGGUAGAGGACCUGAAGCCCUCUCGGCAGAGUGCCUUUCAGCUGGCGUACCAGGCCUGGGUGACUAACGCCAAGGCAGCACUGCAAGAACGCCAGCAACACCUCAGAGAGCUGCAGCAAUACGAGGCAGAGGAGAACCGCCAGAGCUUGGACAUGGAAGGUGAGGUCACUCCUGAGGGGCAGAAUGCACAGGAAGAGGAGGAGCCAGAGGAGGGAGACACAGGGAGGAGUGACAUCAUGCAAAGGAUCCUGGACAUCCUGAGGUUCUUGUGGGUGCUCCUCCUGGCCAUGGUGGAUGGGUUGACACAGUGGCUCAAUGUCCUCACCAAGCAGUACGUGGACACUUCAACUGUGCUCUGCAACCAGCGCUUCUUCAUCAUCCACAACAUCAGCCAGACACCUUCUAGGGAACCCCAAGAAGACCAGGUAUCCCAGGGCAGUGAGAGCCCCACAGUUGAGACCUGUCUGGAUGAGCUGGAUACUGACAAUAUAAACAGUAACAGUGCAACCAGUGGCCUAGGGGUGGAAGAACUUUCCGGCAUGGGGUGUACCACACUUCAAACUGCUGCCCACAGUAGCACCACCCUAUGCUCAGAGGCAGUCCCGGAACGGGAACGGGAGCCAGAGCUUGAGGAACACAGCAGUCCAUGUUUUCGCCGGUGUAGAACUGCCAGCGAGCUGCUUGCUGACAGCCAUUUCUUUGUGGAGGAGCUGGUCCAAAGCCAGGAGUUCUAUGCUUCUCAGAACCGGGCCCUGAAGCUGCUCUUUGCCCUCUACAACCUGCUGGCAGCCAACUCUGAACUAGUCUGCUACUUUAUCAUUGUGUUGAACAAUGUGGUAACUGCAUCAGUCAUCUCUUUGGUCCUACCAAUCCUCGUCUUCUUGUGGGCCAUGCUCGCCGUGCCCCGGCCCACCAAGAAGUUCUGGAUGACUGCUAUUGUUUACACAGAGGUCAUGGUGGUAGUCAAAUACCUGUUCCAGUUUGGAUUCUUCCCAUGGAAUAGUGUUUAUGAAACCAAGCUGAAUGAAGAUAAACCCUUCUUCCCACCACGCAUCCUGGGCCUGGAGAAGACAGACAACUAUAUCCGCUAUGACCUGCUGCAGUUGCUCGCCCUUUUCUUCCAUCGCUCCCUGCUCCAGCGGUACGGGCUUUGGGACCGCGAUGGUCCACUGGAGGAGGAGAAGCAGAAACCCAUGGAAGGUACCAGGGAGGCAGAAGUUCAUGCCAGCCCCAGGCCAAGCAUCACUGAUCUGGAUGACAGGAUAACGUGCGAGGACAUGCAGAAGGAAUCUGAUGCGAGUUGGGACCAGGGCCCAUCUACCACAGCCGAGGGCAAAUCAGAGGAAAAGAAAAGUAGCCUGCUGCGCUUCCGUAAGAGGAAGCAGAAAAGCAAAGAUGCAAAGGAUCAUAAAGAUUCCAAAGAGGCAAAGAAAAGGCUGAGAGCUGAACGCAAAGAGGCAGCCAGCAAAAAGCUGAAGGCAGCAAGAGAGAAAUUUAAUCGCCUUUUUGUGGGCUUUGUGCGCAAUGUCUACAAACCAGUAUAUGGAUUCUUCUAUGAUAUUCUGCACUCAGACUACCGUGCAGCCACAGAUGUUUAUGCGCUGAUGUUCCUCACCGAUGUGGUUGACUUCAUUGUGAUUGUGUUUGGGUUCUGGGCCUUUGGAAAACACUCAGCGGCAGCAGAUAUUGCCUCCACCUUGUCGGAUGACCAGGUGCCUGAAGCAUUCCUUGUCAUGCUGCUCAUCCAAUUCAGCACCAUGAUCAUCGACCGUGCACUGUACCUGCGAAAGACUGUCCUGGGAAAGCUCAUCUUCCAGAUCAUCCUUGUUUUUGGCAUUCAUAUCUGGAUGUUCUUCAUCCUGCCUGCUGUCACAGAGAGAAUGUUCAGUCAGAACCCCGUGGCCCAGCUCUGGUACUUUGUCAAGUGCAUCUACUUUGGUCUGUCCGCAUAUCAGAUCCGCUGUGGCUACCCAACACGCAUCCUGGGUAAUAUCCUCACCAAGAAGUAUAACCACCUCAACCUGUUCCUGUUCCAGGGGUUUCGGUUGGUACCAUUUUUGGUGGAACUGCGGGCAGUCAUGGACUGGGUGUGGACUGACACCACACUUUCUCUCUCCAACUGGAUGUGUGUGGAGGACAUCUAUGCCAAUAUCUUUAUUAUAAAGUGCAGCCGUGAGACAGAGAAGAAAUAUCCUCAGCCAAAGGGUCAGAAAAAGAAGAAGAUUGUGAAAUAUGGGAUGGGAGGACUCAUCAUCAUCUUUCUUAUUUGCAUCAUUUGGUUUCCACUGCUCUUCAUCUCGUUGGUCAGAUCUGUGGUGGGUGUAGUCAACCAUCCAGUGGAUGUUACAGUUACAGUCAAGCUGGGAGGUUAUGAACCCCUGUUCACCAUGAGUGCCCAGCAGCAGUCCAUCCAGCCUUUCAGCCAGAAGAACUACGAUGCCCUCACCACCAAGUUCAGCAAAAAUGCUGUGGCCAUGCAGUUCAUCACCUUGUACAGCUAUGAGGACAUUGUGAUGGCUAAUAUAGAGGGCAGUUCAGGGUCCGUCUGGAUGAUCAGCCCCCCCAGCAGACAGGAGCUCAUCAGGGAGCUGAGGGAAAGCAGUGCAGCCAUGACUCUGCGUCUGACCUGGAACUUCCAGAGGGAUUUAGGGAAGGGUGGCACAGUGGAGUACACAUACGACACACAUUCCAUCAAACUGGAGCCCGGAGACUUGGUCCGGGCAGAACUGGCCUCGCUGUUGGUGGGAAAUCGGUCUGACUCAGUGCAUGUGCUUCACUUUUUCCCCAACUACAUCCGAGCACCAAAUGGGCCAGAGGCCAAACCUGUCAGCCAGUUGUAUGAAGGUGAUGAGGAGGGGUACCAGACCGUGACAUUGGCACUCAGAAAUAACUCUUUGAAUGGCAACGGCAUGCUUGAGUGGUGGGACAUCGGCAUUGCUGACCCUUCUACACAGGACUGCAAUGUCCUUCCCAUGGUCAUCUUCAAUGACAAAGUCAGCCCCCCAAGCCUGGGUUUCCUGGCAGGAUACGGCAUCAUGGGGCUCUACGUGUCAGUGGUGCUCGUGAUUGGGAAGUUUGUGCGUGGCUUCUUCAGCGAGAUAUCACACUCCAUCAUGUUUGAGGAGUUGCCUUGCGUGGACCGCAUCCUCAAGCUCUGCACCGAUAUCUUCCUGGUGCGUGAGACGGGUGAGCUGGAGUUGGAAGAGGAGCUCUACUCAAAGCUCAUCUUCCUGUACCGCUCACCCGAGACCAUGAUCAAGUGGACGCGGGAGAAGGACUAGAGCUGCCCAGCCCCAGGCCAACCACGCUGUGUUCCAGCAGGGGCCCAGAUUUAGACCUUUUUCCCAGGGGUACAUUUCUGAGACACUCAUGGGACAGGUAACUGCUCCUAUCCGCACAAGCAUGUGCAAAGUCUUGGUUGCAGCUGCGGUUGCGACCCGUGCUGGACUACCUAUCAGUGAGUCAGAGGUGUGCUGACUGCUCUUCCUCUGGGUAUCACCAAAGGUACAGUAGAGCAGCUCCACCAUGGCUACACUAAAGAAUGUGAAGCCCAGUCCCUUGUGGAUUGUCCUCUUGCUGUUGCGCAACAGAUAGAAUUUCUUCUCCAUGCUGACAAGCUUGGAAUAGACAAGGCUUUCAGGAGCUUCCCUUUUGGGACCUCCUUUACAGUCAUUAUGGUAAAAAAAGAUCCUGACUCUCUCAGUGUUUUAAGGAAAAAAACUGUUAAGGCUUAAUGAAGUUUGAUGUAUGCAUAGAGAGAAAAACAUUUUGUUUAUAACUGGUUAUAAGGUCUUGGUGAACCUCAAGACCACAUACACUUGAAUUCAAGAUAUUUGUUCAAUUCCGAAUAUUUUGACUGUGGAAAAACCUAUUCACCGUUUUACAUAACAUUAAGACGAAGUGCGGUAGCUUCCUUCUCGUAUGCAGACUUGACUGUUUUUCAAACUAUGAUCUCGCCAAGCUGACCAAGUGUCCAGGAGGUCCUGUUAGAAGCUGCUGGAUGUCACACGAGAGGAUACAAGGUUGAUCUCUUGCUGGAAUAGAUUUGAAACAUAUUAGAGGCAUCACUUUUCAACACAGCAAUAGUAUUGCUGUUGUGUGGUCAAGUGUAUUGCUAAUUCAAGGCUUGUAUAUUAUUUUUAACAAAUUGUCAUAAUUACUGUUAUGCUGUUUCUUGAGAAAUGACAUGGGGGAGGUGUCUAUCUUCACAAAUUUUAAUGCUGUAAAUUACUGUAAUUUUCUUUUUGCAAAAGUAUUUGUAUUCUAAUUGUGUUGAGCUGAAAAUUGCAGCUUUCCUGAUUGCAAAUAAAUAAGGUU
This is a messenger RNA of Scleropages formosus (Asian bonytongue), 9460 nucleotides long. It is a transcript of the gene piezo1, whose product is annotated as piezo type mechanosensitive ion channel component 1 (Er blood group). The transcript has 52 exons. Gene Ontology annotation, cellular component: membrane. The record is from RefSeq and is a predicted model, not a curated record. NCBI's taxonomy places the organism in Eukaryota, Metazoa, Chordata, Actinopteri, Osteoglossiformes, Osteoglossidae. Gene Ontology annotation, molecular function: mechanosensitive monoatomic ion channel activity. The coding region runs from base 868 to 8424 and encodes 2518 amino acids.